Pteronotus mesoamericanus is the source of this 2759-nucleotide messenger RNA. It is a transcript of the gene ASB8, whose product is annotated as ankyrin repeat and SOCS box containing 8. Gene Ontology annotation, biological process: intracellular signal transduction. The transcript has 5 exons. Gene Ontology annotation, molecular function: protein binding. The record is from RefSeq and is a predicted model, not a curated record. The coding region runs from base 649 to 1515 and encodes 288 amino acids. NCBI's taxonomy places the organism in Eukaryota, Metazoa, Chordata, Mammalia, Chiroptera, Mormoopidae.
CAAGUCCCGUAAACAGAGGGGCCCUCUGGUGACAACUUCUGCUUCCGGGUCACCAUUUGACAGCGGCUCUCACGACCCAGCUCAACCCCACGGUUCGCUUUGCAGUAAAAACCCCUGGGUGUUUUCUCUGUUUCCGAAGAGGAAGAAAACUGGAGAGAGAGGGCUUUCAGCUCCAGCGGAGGAAAGGGGUCACUUGGAGGUCAAGUUUAGAUUUCCUUGACCAUUCUUGACAAUGAAUGUUGUCGAUGUGCUCGGGAGCUUCACUCUUCACCAGGAACUUGGAGGCAGCAGCAGAGGACCACUGGUCAUAUUCUGAGUUAGGAGCUCCAAGAACGCAGCAAAAAUGAUUGCACGUUUUAUUUAGCAUCUUCAGAUUAUCAUGGCCCAGAAUCGGUUAACAGAACCACCUCAGUCUAAGACUUCCACUUCCGAUGCUCUGUCUUCUGCCCCCACUCUUGGAAUCCUGACUUAACUGCACCUCUGUCUUUCCCUUUUUCCUUACAACAAAGAAGUAUAAGACGCAGACCCUUGUCUCUGAGGAGUUUAGUGGCUGUUGGAGAAAUUAUGCCAAUUAUAAACUAUCUAGAAAAUUUCAGAGAAACAUAUAAACAAAGCAGUUUGGAGCAUGUGAACAUACCCUGAGCCUUGAUGAGUUCCAGUAUGUGGUAUAUUAUGCAGAGCAUUCAGAGCAAAUACUCUCUCUCAGAGCGCUUAAUCCGAACAAUCGCUGCCAUUCGUUCCUUCCCACAUGACAAUGUAGAGGACCUCAUCAGAGGGGGAGCGGAUGUGAACUGCACGCACGGCACGCUGAAGCCCUUGCACUGCGCCUGCAUGGUGUCAGACGCUGACUGUGUGGAGUUACUCCUGGAGAAAGGCGCUGAGGUGAACGCCCUGGAUGGUUACAACCGAACAGCCCUCCAUUACGCAGCUGAGAAGGACGAGGCUUGCGUGGAGGUUCUGUUGGAGUACGGUGCAAACCCCAAUGCCCUGGAUGGCAACCGAGACACCCCACUUCACUGGGCAGCCUUUAAGAACAAUGCCGAAUGUGUGCGGGCCCUCCUGGAGAGUGGGGCCUCCGUCAAUGCGCUGGAUUACAACAACGACACCCCGCUCAGCUGGGCUGCCAUGAAGGGAAAUCUUGAGAGCGUCAGCAUCCUUCUUGAUUAUGGUGCAGAGGUCAGAGUCAUCAACCUAAAAGGCCAGACGCCCAUCUCACGCCUGGUGGCUCUGCUAGUCAGGGGACUUGGAACUGAGAAAGAGGACUCUUGCUUUGAGCUCCUCCACAGAGCUGUUGGACACUUUGAAUUAAGGAAAAAUGGCACCAUGCCACGAGAGGUGGCGAGAGACCAGCAGCUAUGUGAGAAACUGACUGUUCUGUGCUCAGCCCCAGGAACUCUAAAAACACUCUCUCGCUAUGCUGUGCGCCGUAGCCUGGGACUCCAGUACCUGCCAGAUGCCGUGAAGGGCCUGCCCCUGCCGGCCUCUCUGAAGGAGUACCUGCUACUUGUAGAGUAGCCUGCAGGAGACGUUUGCACCAUCACACAGGCAACUCGGGGUGAGGGUUUUCCCUGCACUAGUGUCUCUUUGUCUUGGAAAACAGGAAAAACAGCUGUUCCUGUUGUGUGGUUUAUAUUUUGAGGCAACAUGUCACAACAGUAACUUCCACACCACCUCCUCUCCCCAAAGCAAGCAACCAACCAAACAAAAAAAGUCUUUCACUUCUGUUUUCUGUUUACUUGGCUUUUUAUAUCGCACCCUGCAAAAAUGAGGUUUCCCCCGCCCCCUCUCCUUUAGGGAAAAAGUCAACAGUGCCACUUAAUUUCUCUAGGAAGAUGAAAGAAAAGUACAAAGUACUUAAAGAAUGUGUGUUUGGUUUUUCUUUGGGGACAUAAUUAAUGCUUUGCAAGUAUCCUCUAGAAGCAUUUCAAUUGAUCUGUGAGGACAUUUAUGAAAAUUUCAGCUAACAUUGCGGCCCAAAGAUGAAGAUUCUACAGCCUCAAAUAGUGUGCAGAUUGAGAACGGGGCUGGAUGGUUCCCCUAGAGUGCCACAUCACAGGGCAUCCGGAAGGGACCAGCCCCCUUUCUCAGCAUCGAAAGAAAAAAAAACCUUUUCCAUGGUUGUGCCCAAGGAUUACAAUAAUUCAGCAAUAGUAUUUCAGAAAGAUUGUCUCGCUCCUUUGCACAUUGUAGGAGAUAGCAGACUCUAAGCAGUCCUAAGAGCUUUCUUCUAAUGCAGCCCUUUCUUCCCUUGAAAGCCAGUUUGCUCUAAUGGCCUGGCAGGCAGUUCCUGCACCAUAGAUGAAGGAGUUUGCUGUAGUAAGGGAGGAGUUGGGCUGUCUUUUCCCGUGGAUCUUCCUCAUUCCCUAGAUGAAGCUCACAGAGUUAUUUUUCUUUCAGUUUCAGAAUAUUUGCUCUUUACUGAUCUAUACAAGACAUUGGUGGAGGGGAUGGAGUUGGGGAAAGACCAUCAUGAGCUUUUUUUGAAAUGGCCCACCUACCCAAAAAAGAUCUGUUUUAGUGAAUAAUAUUUAGUCAACAAUGCUCCUUUACAUGUUCCUAAACUAGAUCAAGUUAUCAUUGAUCUUAAAUGACCUGUAUGCAAAUUUGAAAAACCUUUAAAAAAAAGCCGAUUGGGAACUACAAAUAAACAAUCUGGUGGCAUAGCCGAUUUAAAGAAGUAUAUCUGUUUUUGCCCUUUUGCUAUUGGUGUUUUUGCUUACUUAAAAAAAUAAACAAUUCUAAAAGCAACUUUGGCCAAU